CUACAUCUUUGGUGGUUUCAAUUUCGGUAUAAAUAAUGAUUGUUGUAGGUAACGCUGUUAUCAGUUCCACCAAUCAACUCAAUCGUUUUACAAUCAGUCAGCUAAAAACACGAAACCGUUCACCAUGUUUGCCAAAAUCAUCUUCUUCGCCGUUCUCGCCGUGGCGUGCGUAAGUGCCAAGCCAGGAUUGGUCGCCCCCCUAGCCUACUCGGCACCGGUGGUAGCUGCUGCUCCAGCCGUCGUAACGGCCCAAAGCUCUCAGUUCUUCACCCGUAACUACAACGGAAUCGCACCUCUGGCCUAUACCGCCGCUUACACUGCCGCUGCUCCGGUUGCAUAUGCCGCCGCCCCUGCCUUCGCUGCUUACGCUGCUGCUCCGGUGCUGCUCUAGAUAAUUGUUUGCAAUACGACAUUUCGCUGUGAUACUUGAUUAGGAAAACGGGAAUAGGAAUGUGUUUUUAAAGUAGCUUUUGAUAAAUAGUACAAUUCUAUAGCAGAA
This is a messenger RNA of Topomyia yanbarensis, 499 nucleotides long. Its product is annotated as cuticle protein 16.5-like. The record is from RefSeq and is a predicted model, not a curated record. The transcript has 2 exons. NCBI's taxonomy places the organism in Eukaryota, Metazoa, Arthropoda, Insecta, Diptera, Culicidae. The coding region runs from base 125 to 391 and encodes 88 amino acids.